GAUAGGAAAAGCGACAAAAUGGGGGACUACCGGCAGCAGUUGGGCUACCUGAUCAAGUGGCUGGGCACCUUUGACCUUCAAGCGCCGCACAGCUCCGCGGAGGAGAUAAGCGACGGGGUCGCCUUGGCGGAGGCCCUGGCCAAGAUCGCGCCGGAAUGGUUCACCGCGGUGUGGAAGGCGAAGAUCAAGACCGACGUGGGCACCAACUGGCGCCUGAGGGUCAGCAACAUGAAGAAGAUCGUGGAGGCGGUGAUGGAGUACUACGUGGAGUGCCUGAACCAACAGUUGUCCGGCUACGCCAAGCCGGACGCGGGCAAGAUCGGCGAGCACUGCGACAACGACGAGCUGCGCCGGCUGCUGCAGCUGAUCCUCGGCUGCGCGGUCAACUGCGACCAGAAGCAGCAGUACAUCACCAGGAUAAUGGGUAUGGAGGAGACGGUGCAGCAGGCGAUAAUGCAGAGCAUCCAGGAGCUGAACUUCGAGUCCCUGGUAGACGUGGCGGACGGCGCUCAGCAGCGGCUCUACGCCGAGCUACAGGCGACGGCGGACAUGAAGGACCAGCUGGCGCAAAGGUGUCACGAGCUCGAUCAGCAGCUCUCUCUGUUGCAGGAGGAGAAGGCCGCGUUGAUCACGGAGAACAAGAAACUCCAGGAGCGGCUGGACGAGUUUGAGAAUCCGGAGGAGUCCGGCUCUAUCCUCAAGUAUUCCGGGCUGCGGAAGCAGGUGGAAGAGUUGAAGGAUGAGCUGUUCAAGAUGGAGACGUCCAGGGAUGAUUAUAGAUUAAAGGUAGAAGUGUUGGAGAAGGAGGUGUUGGAGCUGCAGUCGAGGCAGGAGGAUCUGCAAAAGGCGGCCGACGAGGCGAACCACCUGAAGGACGAGGUGGACGCCUUGAGGGAAAAUACGGACAAGGUAGCAAAGUACGAAAUCACGAUAGAGUCGUACAAGAAGAAGAUGGAGGACAUGAGUGACCUUAAGAGGCAAUUGAAGAUCCUGGAAGAUAAGAACGUCGAGUAUCUGCAAGCUAAAUUGGACUACGAGGAAGAAGCAAAGCGCACGACGAUGCUGCGCGGUCAUCUGGAGGUAUGUAAGCAACAGCUCGCGGAGGUCCAUCACAGGCUAGACGAACAGAGCAACAAGAACGAUCGGCUUGAGUUCGAGGGCAAGAAAAUGGAAGCGAAGUUGGGCGCCCUGCAGAGGGAGAGGGAUCGGCUGACCAUCGAGAGAGACGCCCUGAAAGAGACGAACGAGGAGCUGAAGUGCACGCAACUGCAAGCCGCCGAGAACAUGGCGAAACCCAGUGCCGACAGUACCGGAGUCUCCGCGACGGAAAUGAUCCCGCUUGAGGUCAAAGAGAAGCUACUCUGUCUGCAGCUGGAGAACAAGAUGAUGAAGAUGAAGCUGACCGGCAACGAUGACAAGCUGCCGAGUGUGCAGGCGUUACUCGAGGACUCCGAGGAGCGUCUCAACACGCUGCGGGGGCAAAAUCGCAAGGCGAAUCAAAGGAUAAUGGAGUUGGAAACCAAAUUAGAGGAAGCCAUGGGCACUCAGGUUGGCGGCGACAGCAAGAGCGACAACGUGGGCUUGAAUCAGAAGAUGUCGCAGCUGCAGGACGAACUGCGAAAAGCGCAAACCGACAAGGAACGAUUGACCCUGCAGCUCGAAGAGCGCGAGAGCGUUCUGCAGGCUCAGAAGCAGAAGGCCUUCGCUCUUCAGGAGAAGCUCACGCGGAAGGAAUACGAGAACGCCGCGCUCGAGGAACGUUACAAGAAGUACAUUGAGAAGGCCAAGAGUGUAAUAAAGAGUCUCGACCCGAAGCAGAGCAACUCUUCGCCGAGCGAGGUCGCCGUGCUGCGCAACCAACUGGUGGAGCAGCGCAAGAUGAUCGAGGACAUGGAGCGGUCUAUGAAGGAGUCCAGGUUGCUGCGAGAGAUGGAGGAGAAGCUGAUGGUGACGGCCUUUCAUAGACUAGGUCUGAACUGUCAUAAAGAAGUGAUGGAUCAGCGCCUUGCGGCGCUUAGUUCGGGACAGGGUCAAUCUUUUCUGGCCAGACAGAGGCAACCCUCGACGAGACGUUAUCCGCCUUAUAACUCGAAAUAAGGACACGCGCAAAAGCAAGUUGAUUUGACGUAAUUAAGUAUUAUUGCAAGAUGAAGUGGUAAAUUAUCGUUUGAGAUAAUGUUGUUAACAGCGCGAUAAAUGUGACGCUGCACACCCCAUUAUGAACUUAACAAUCAUAGAUUUAUUCAACGACGAUGACUGCCGAGUCAAUAUUCAGUGUCAUUAACUUGUAACAUAAUAUUAAGACGUCACAUUUAUCUCCCUGUUACGAUUAUCUCGCUUUGAUUGUAUUUCUUUCGAUAUAGAUACAAUUGAACAAAACUGAAAUAUCUCCACUUUCUAAUAAGUAAAAAAAUUGAUUUUUUACGAAAUUGAUUUCUUAUCGAAUCAAUACAUAAAAACUGUGCUUAAAAACUGAACUGUUAACAAACAUAUAAGAGUCCCUUUAACCAUUUUUUUAUGUCUAACUAGCCAAUUUUUUGUCUUCCUGUGAAAUCAUCAAACGCAAAUAUAAUUCCAACAUUCAGUUCUAUGAUCCACAUUUUUAUCCAAAUGACGAUUUUCUAGCUAUUAGAGAUGUGCCAAUACAUAUGUUCCUAUAUCUUUAAUGAGUAUAUAAAAAAAAAAUAAUCGCACGAUAUCUCCAACAGUUAGAAAAGCAGACUAAAUGUAUAUUUCUUGUAUGUACAUUUAAAAAAAUUGUAUCUAUAUCGUAAAUGUUUACUAUAUUUACUUUAUCUUAAUCAGGCUCAAUAUAAGAGAUACAUAUUGAAUAAAUUGUAAAUAAGAUUAUAUAUAGAUAUUGGGAUACUUUUGCUUCGCGAUAGGCUAAAUAUUGUGCAAGGUGUUGAGUAUUCUGUAAUAUGAACAAAUUUUAUCCCAUAUAGUGAUAUUUUAAAUCAUGCUGACGAAGAACUAUAGACUUGAAAAAUAUUGUGUACAUCUUAUUUCGAUAGAGUGAUUGACCCUAAGUGUACAUUCGUAAACAUUGUUAUUUGCUUUGUGCAACAACACAUGAU
This is a messenger RNA of Temnothorax curvispinosus, 3077 nucleotides long. It is a transcript of the gene hook, whose product is annotated as protein Hook homolog 3. The coding region runs from base 19 to 2097 and encodes 692 amino acids. Gene Ontology annotation, molecular function: microtubule binding; dynein light intermediate chain binding. Lineage: Eukaryota; Metazoa; Arthropoda; Insecta; Hymenoptera; Formicidae. Gene Ontology annotation, biological process: cytoplasmic microtubule organization; cytoskeleton-dependent intracellular transport. The transcript has a single exon. The record is from RefSeq and is a predicted model, not a curated record. Gene Ontology annotation, cellular component: cytoplasm; centrosome.